GAAAAGUAAUUGUGAAGUUAUAGGGAAAAGAGUAAGACACUCGUUUAGACGUCAUUAUGAAAGUUAGUUGCUAUGAAGGCUUCCCGAGGUUUCCCGAGGGAAACUAAGCAGAAAACAAGUUCGAAUCAGAUUCAGAAUCGAGUAGGCUACUCUCCACCCCGUAUUUGUCACACACAAAACCCCGAGAGAAAAUAGUAAUAUGAAGGACGCAGGCUCAACAGAGAUCAGCAGCAGUAUGACACAGAAUGGUGACAAGACAGAGGACAUUCAGACUGCCAUCACUGUGGAUGGCUCCGAAUCAAUUGCGAAGACUCUUAAAGAAUUGGAUAUUUAUUCAAGUGUUGAGAAGACCAUACACUCGGUGCAGGAGGAGAAGCAAAUGGAGAAAAAGGAGGAGGAACUUCAGUCUGUUCCAGCAAUCAUUGAACUGAAGCCAAGCCCCAAGACAACGUUGGCCAAAUUGGUGCCAUCGUACGAAUCGACGCAGGACAUGUGGUCAAAUCACCGAUGGCCUGUGCGGCAAAGCGUAGCCCAUUCGCUAGUGCACUCCAUCGAGAAGAACAAAGCCGCCACCGAUACGGUGGUGGUGGUGGAUAAUAAGCGAUUCGAGUGCCACCGAAUGCUCUUGGAGGUGAUUAGUAAGUUGUUCCGCGAAAUGGAGCGCACGGAGGAGUACCACAUCUCCAAUCAAGUGAUCAGCGCCCAUGACUUUGGUAUCCUCUAUCGCUGGCCCUUCCAGGGGAAGGUCAAGGACUCCAUCGGGCACUCCUCUUUGCUGAAUAUCCUAAAGGCCGCCCAGUUCUUUGGCUGCGAAUAUCUUGUCACCAAAUGCUGGGAGAUGCUCGAGAUCGUCACAAAGGACAGCUUCACGACCAUGGUGCUCUGCGGUUGCCCUGUCGGCAGCGUCUCACACAAUAGCUCCACCCUCAAUAAGAUUCUGAUGACACGCUUGGGUGAGGGAUUUCUGCAGUUUGUCGCCAGUUCCGAGUUCGUCAACCUCCCGCCGCCGAUAGUGCAAUGUCUGUUUAUGGAUGGUCGUCUGGCGGUUAAUUCCGAAUUGGAGGUUCUGAUGGCGGCCAUCGUUUGGCUAGACUAUAAUUGGCCCCAGCGCGAAAAGUACCUCGGGUUCAUUGUGGAGGGGAUUCGUUUCCAUCAGAUCCCAUUCCAUUUCCUCAUAACCUUUGCAGAGCGAUGGGAUGGUCCACGGGCAUUGCGCGCAGUGGCGCAAUCCGAAGAGUUUAAGAAACUUGAAAGGAAAGCCCUCAUUGAGCUCCAAAAAUCUCCACAGAAAUGUCACGGGCGAACGGGAAAAUCACGCGUUUGGAUAUACGAUCGAAGUGCCGGAUACCACCACAGCCUUACGUGCGAGAAUGAAAUAUUCUGGUCAUACAAUAUGUUUGCGGAUUACCUGAUCUUCCUACAGACUGCGGGAACAUCUCACUGCUCGCAGCUGCUGCCUUGCGAUGAACCCAGCAUCGUCUGCUGUCCGCCCGAAAUACUGGAUUCAUCCGAAUCCGACUCCUAAUUUAGUUUUACUUUUUUGAGCUCUUCCGGCUAGUCCUAUGUAAAUAAAGGUUUAAGUUCCUUGCUACCCCCUUCUGCGGUAUGUGCAGCGAUCUAUAAGAUCAACAUCAGUCACGACCUCCAUGCUCCUCUUCAAGGGUACGACAGACAGUUGAAGCCAAUCUUAAAAGUCAGUAGAGCUUUGUUCCGAGUGAGUUCCAGAAUUCUUAUGGCUUAUGUAUAUAACUCCCCAUACUCAGGCACACACACAUCCUUGGAGUUCUACUCUACCAAUUUAUUGGGUGCUCAAGAAUUACCUAUCAACAAAUUUCAAAAAAAUGUAAUACGAAAUUUCAACAAGCAUUGUCAGUGACCAUUAGAUUAAAAUGUAACAUUGAACCGAAUUACUCAUAAACUUGCAUAUAUGCAAGGAAAAGCAAACCGGGAAAUAAUGUAAGAAAUGUAGCUACUGUACCACAACUUAUAUCUCGGAUCGUUUAUAAUUGGAUCGUUUUACAAGGUUUUGAUUCUGUUUUUCGGGUGUCAAUCGGUUUUUGUUGGAGGAAAGAUUUAGUGCUAUAGCAGUCAGCUUUAGCAGUUUCAUGGCAACCAUUGUAAGGCGUCGUGCAAGACCCAAGGGUUGAAAUAAAACACAAUUAGUUUGUUCUUUUAAAUACUUUAUUAUAAAACUACGCGAAAUUCAAAAUGUUCCUUUUAUACAGAAAAACGAUUCAUACGGGUAUAGUAGUAUACCAAUCAGUUUUAAAAGUUAAUCGUUAGAUUCAAAAAGUGUGUAGAAUAUCCAUGCAUUUGAUUUCUAUGCUUAAUUACAAUAAAUAAGAGUAACGACAUUUAGAAAUUAAAUUGUUUCUUGUUAUAUGCACAUCUCAUGUAUGUAAUAUGUAUGUAUAUGCAUGUAUAUAAUAUUAUGUACUUAUGUUAGUGUGUUGCGUGUGUGUAAGGGUAUUUUGUUUAUAAUUUUAGGUACAUUGGAUACGUCGUUAGGUAUGCUAUGUGGGCUGGGGCAAUGGGCGUGUGGGAUAGUACACAGAAAUUUGAAAAGAUACAUAAAUAUGCAGAAUUUGUUGGGAAAUUAAUGUACAAUUUAGUUCUGUUUGUAAGUAGGGGCUAUAUAAGCAAUAUACAAUUUCAAAAAUUUUAACAACGUUCAUAGAACUUUUUUUUUUCGUUUUUUUCUUAUACUUUUCAACACACAAUAAAUCUUAUACGCCUGCUUUUGAAA
Drosophila miranda is the source of this 2746-nucleotide messenger RNA. RefSeq names its product kelch-like protein 7. Gene Ontology annotation, molecular function: protein binding. Bases 200 to 1525 code for a protein of 441 amino acids. The record is from RefSeq and is a predicted model, not a curated record. The transcript has 3 exons. Lineage: Eukaryota; Metazoa; Arthropoda; Insecta; Diptera; Drosophilidae.